Molecule: messenger RNA, 10529 nt
Organism: Agelaius phoeniceus (red-winged blackbird)
Lineage: Eukaryota; Metazoa; Chordata; Aves; Passeriformes; Icteridae
Source: RefSeq, a predicted model, not a curated record
AUGGACAACGACUUUAAUGGGCAGCCCAGUGAAAACUCAAUCUACUCUGGGAUUAGGGUCAGCACCAACCCAAAGGAUGGGUCUGAGGCCUGGAAAACCAUCUGGGACUUCGAGGCUGGCUACGUUGCAACCAAGGUGUUUUCAAAGAACACCUGCAUCAUUGCUACAACCAGCAAGAGGUUUUGGCUUGGCAAACCUUUUCCUACACCACCUCCAGGAGACAAGUCUCAGCAGACAAAUGGAAACCAGCAAAUCAUCUUUGGUGGCGACUCUCAAAUCACUAUCACCGGUAUCUCACAAGCCGUGAAGCUCAAUAGUCAAACAAGAGUGGCAAUCAUCGAGCAAAAGAGCCAAACUUUAUCAUGGAAAACCAUCUGGAACUACAACAGGGGUGUCAUUGCAACCAAAGUCAUGCAGCAGAACACCUGCUACAUUUCCAUCAUGAACAGAACUGACAUACCCAGUUUUAAUAGGCUGGCCCGACUGGCGGCAGAGAGCAGGAACAUGAUUGGUGUUCUUGGAAGACCUACCAAGGAGAUCACCUUUGUCACCAGUGGAUUGGUCAACAACCUCAACUCCUAUGGAAUAGAAAUCUCAGCUAUGUGCAGCGGAGUCACCACCUACAUGGCUUAUGAAGUCCAUGGACUCCAAGCAAAUCUGGGAUCCUGCAUUACCCUCAAUGUCUUGAGAGCGGUGGAUCUGAGGUACUGCAAUAGCAAUGGCAACUGGAAUGGCAUCUUCAACAACACUCAGGUCAUCAUCGGUGGCCACUCCCAAAUUGUGACCAUCAACAGGCAAUGGCGUGUGGCAAUCAUUGAACAAACGAGCAUCAGUGGGUCCUGGAAAACCAUCUGGAACUACAACACGGGUGUCAUUGCAACCAAAAUCACGCAACAGAACACCUGCUACAUUUCCACCAUGAACAGAAAUGAGAUGCCCCACUUUGAUAACCUGGCCCGCCUGGCACAGGAGAGCAGGAACCUGAUCGGUGGUUUUGGAAGACCUACCAAGAGGAUCACCUUUGUCACCAAUGGAUUGGUCAACAACCUCAACUCCUAUGGAGCAGACAUCAUGGCUAUGUGCAGUGGACUCACCACCUACACAGCUUAUGAAGUUCACAGACCCCAGGUGACUCUGGGAUCGUGCAUUACCCUCGAUGUGCUGAGAGUUGUAGAGCUGAAGUACUGCAAUAGCAAUGGCAACUGGAACAACCAGUGGAACAACCAGUGGAACAACCAGUGGAACAACCAGUGGAAUGGCAACUGGAACAACAACUGGACCAACGAGUGGAAUGGCAACUGGAACGGCAACUGGAACAACCAGUGGAAUGGCAACUGGAACAACAGUUGGAAUGGCAACUGGAACGGCAUCGGCAACAACAAUUGGAACAACCAGUGGAAUGGCAAUUGGAAUGGCAACUGGAAUGGCAACUGGAAUGGCAAUUUCCCGUCUCAGCAGAUUCCCAGCGGCAUCUUCAACAACACUCAGGUCAUCAUCGGUGGCCAGUCCCAAAUUGUGACCAUCAACAGGCAAUGGCGUGUGGCUGUCAUUGAGCAAAGGAGCUUCGGUGGGUCCUGGAAAACCAUCUGGAACUACAACACGGGUGUCAUUGCAACCAAAGUCACACAACAGAACGCCUGCUACAUUUCCAUCAUGAACAGAAGCGAGAUGCCCCGCUUUGAUAACCUGGCCCUCCUGGCACAAGAGAGCAGGAACCUGAUUGGUGCUUUUGCAAGACCCAGCAAGAGGAUCACCUUUGUCACCAGUGGAUUGGUCAGCAACCUCAACUCCUAUGGAAUAGACAUCACGGCUAUGUGCAGCGGAGUCACCACCUACAUGGCUUACGAAGUUCCCACUUUCCAAGGACCCCAGGUGACUCUGGGAUCAUGCAUUACCCUCGAUGUGCUGAGAGCUGUAGAGCUGAAGUACUGCAAUAGCAAUGGCAGUACUCAGCAGAUUCCCAGCGGCAUCUUCAACAACACUCAGGUCAUCAUUGGUGGCCAGUCCCAGAUUGUGACCAUCAACAGGCAAUGGCGUGUGGCCGUCAUUGAGCAAAGGAACAUCAGCGGGUCCUGGAAAACCAUCUGGAACUACAACACGGGUGUCAUUGCAACCAAAGUCACACAACAGAACGCCUGCUACAUUUCCAUCAUGAACAGAAGCGAGAUGCCCCGCUUUGAUAACCUGGCCCGCCUGGCACAAGAGAGCAGGAACCUGAUUGGCGUUUUUGGAAGACACACCAAGAUCACCUUUGUCACCAAUGGACUGGUCAACAACCUCUACUCCUAUGGAACAGAGAUUGCGGCUAUGUGCAGCGGAGUCACCACCUACAUGGCUACCCAAGUUACCACUUUCCAAGGACACCAGGUGACUCUGGGAUCAUGCAUUACCCUCGAUGAGCUGAGAGUUGUAGAGCUGAAGUACUGCAAUAGCAAUGGCAACUGGAACAACCAGUGGAACAACCAGUGGAACAACCAGUGGAACAACCAGUGGAACAACCAGUGGAAUGGCAACUGGAACAACAACUGGAACAACCAGUGGAAUGGCAACUGGAACAACAACUGGAACAACCAGUGGAACAACAACUGGACCAACGAGUGGAAUGGCAACUGGAACAACAACUGGAACAACCAGUGGAAUGGCAACUGGAACAACCAGUGGAAUGGCAACUGGAACAACCAGUGGAAUGGCAACGGCAAUUGGAAUGGCAACUGGAAUGGCAACUGGAACGGCAAUUUCCCGUCUCAGCAGAUUCCCAGCGGCAUCUUCAACAACACUCAGGUCAUCAUCGGUGGCCAGUCCCAAAUUGUGACCAUCAACAGGCAAUGGCGUGUGGCUGUCAUUGAGCAAAGGAGCUUCAGUGGGUCCUGGAAAACCAUCUGGAACUACAACACGGGUGUCAUUGCAACCAAAGUCACACAACAGAACGCCUGCUACAUUUCCAUCAUGAACAGAAACGAGAUGCCCCGCUUUGAUAACCUGGCCCACCUGGCACAAGAGAGCAGGAACCUGAUCGGUGCUUUUGGAAGACCCAACAAGAGGAUCACCUUUGUCACCAGUGGAUUGGUCAGCAACCUCAACUCCUAUGGAAUAGACAUCACGGCUAUGUGCAGCGGAGUCACCACCUACAUGGCUUACGAAGUUACCACUUUCCAAGGACCCCAGGUGACUCUGGGAUCAUGCAUUACCCUCGAUGUGCUGAGAGCUGUAGAGCUGAAGUACUGCAAUAGCAAUGGCAGUACUCAGCAGAUUCCCAGUGGCAUCUUCAACAACACUCAGGUCAUCAUCGGUGGCCACUCCCAGAUUGUGACCAUCAACAGGCAAUGGCGUGUGGCCGUCAUUGAGCAAAGGAACAUCAGCGGGUCCUGGAAAACCAUCUGGAACUACAACACGGGUGUCAUUGCAACCAAAGUCACACAACAGAACGCCUGCUACAUUUCCAUCAUGAACAGAAGCGAGAUGCCCCGCUUUGAUAACCUGGCCCGCCUGGCACAAGAGAGCAGGAACCUGAUUGGCGUUUUUGGAAGACCCCACAAGAGGAUCACCUUUGUCACCAAUGGACUGGUCAACAACCUCUACUCCUAUGGAACAGAGAUUGCGGCUAUGUGCAGCGGAGUCACCACCUACAUGGCUACCCAAGUUACCAGACCCCAGGUGACUCUGGGAUCGUGCAUUACCCUCGAUGUGCUGAGAGUUGUAGAGCUGAAGUACUGCAAUAGCAAUGGCAACUGGAACAACCAGUGGAACAACCAGUGGAACAACCAGUGGAACAACCAGUGGAAUGGCAACUGGAACAACCAGUGGAACAACAUUUGGAACGGCAACUGGAACAACCAGUGGAACAACAAUUGGAACGGCAACUGGAACAACCAGUGGAAUGGCAACUGGAACAACCAGUGGAACGGCAACUGGAACAACCAGUGGAACGGCAACUGGAACAACCAGUGGAACGGCAACUGGAAUGGCAAUGGCAACUGGAAUGGCAACUGGAAUGGCAAUUUCCCGUCUCAGCAGAUUCCCAGCGGCAUCUUCAACAACACUCAGGUCAUCAUCGGUGGCCAGUCCCAGAUUGUGACCAUCAACAGGCAAUGGCGUGUGGCUGUCAUUGAGCAAAGGAGCUUCAGUGGGUCCUGGAAAACCAUCUGGAACUACAACACGGGUGUCAUUGCAACCAAAGUCACACAACAGAACGCCUGCUACAUUUCCAUCAUGAACAGAAACGAGAUGCCCCGCUUUGAUAACCUGGCCCACCUGGCACAAGAGAGCAGGAACCUGAUCGGUGCUUUUGGAAGACCCAACAAGAGGAUCACCUUUGUCACCAGUGGAUUGGUCAGCAACCUCAACUCCUAUGGAAUAGACAUCACGGCUAUGUGCAGCGGAGUCACCACCUACAUGGCUUACGAAGUUACCACUUUCCAAGGACCCCAGGUGACUCUGGGAUCAUGCAUUACCCUCGAUGUGCUGAGAGCUGUAGAGCUGAAGUACUGCAAUAGCAAUGGCAGUACUCAGCAGAUUCCCAGCGGCAUCUUCAACAACACUCAGGUCAUCAUUGGUGGCCACUCCCAGAUUGUGACCAUCAACAGGCAAUGGCGUGUGGCCGUCAUUGAGCAAAGGAACAUCAGCGGGUCCUGGAAAACCAUCUGGAACUACAACACGGGUGUCAUUGCAACCAAAGUCACACAACAGAACGCCUGCUACAUUUCCAUCAUGAACAGAAGCGAGAUGCCCCGCUUUGAUAACCUGGCCCGCCUGGCACAAGAGAGCAGGAACCUGAUUGGCGUUUUUGGAAGACACACCAAGAUCACCUUUGUCACCAAUGGACUGGUCAACAACCUCUACUCCUAUGGAACAGAGAUUGCGGCUAUGUGCAGCGGAGUCACCACCUACAUGGCUACCCAAGUUACCAGACCCCAGGUGACUCUGGGAUCGUGCAUUACCCUCGAUGUGCUGAGAGUUGUAGAGCUGAAGUACUGCAAUAGCAAUGGCAACUGGAACAACCAGUGGAACAACCAGUGGAACAACCAGUGGAAUGGCAACUGGAACAACAACUGGAACAACCAGUGGAAUGGCAACUGGAACAACAACUGGAACAACAACUGGAACAACCAGUGGAAUGGCAACUGGAACAACCAGUGGAACAACAAUUGGAACGGCAACUGGAACAACCAGUGGAAUGGCAACUGGAACAACCAGUGGAACGGCAACUGGAACGGUAACUGGAACAACAAUUGGAAUGGCAAUGGCAAUGGCAACUGGAAUGGCAACUGGAAUGGCAACUGGAAUGGAAAUUUCCCGUCUCAGCAGAUUCCCAGCGGCAUCUUCAACAACACUCAGGUCAUCAUCGGUGGCCAGUCCCAAAUUGUGACCAUCAACAGGCAAUGGCGUGUGGCUGUCAUUGAGCAAAGGAGCUUCAGUGGGUCCUGGAAAACCAUCUGGAACUACAACACGGGUGUCAUUGCAACCAAAGUCCCGCAACAGAACGCCUGCUACAUUUCCAUCAUGAACAGAAACGAGAUGCCCCGCUUUGAUAACCUGGCCCACCUGGCACAAGAGAGCAGGAACCUGAUCGGUGCUUUUGGAAGACCCAACAAGAGGAUCACCUUUGUCACCAGUGGAUUGGUCAGCAACCUCAACUCCUAUGGAAUAGACAUCACGGCUAUGUGCAGCGGAGUCACCACCUACAUGGCUUACGAAGUUACCACUUUCCAAGGACCCCAGGUGACUCUGGGAUCAUGCAUUACCCUUGAUGUGCUGAGAGCUGUAGAGCUGAAGUACUGCAAUAGCAAUGGCAGUACUCAGCAGAUUCCCAGCGGCAUCUUCAACAACACUCAGGUCAUCAUUGGUGGCCACUCCCAGAUUGUGACCAUCAACAGGCAAUGGCGUGUGGCCGUCAUUGAGCAAAGGAACAUCAGCGGGUCCUGGAAAACCAUCUGGAACUACAACACGGGUGUCAUUGCAACCAAAGUCACACAACAGAACGCCUGCUACAUUUCCAUCAUGAACAGAAGCGAGAUGCCCCGCUUUGAUAACCUGGCCCGCCUGGCACAAGAGAGCAGGAACCUGAUUGGUGUUUUUGGAAGACACACCAAGAUCACCUUUGUCACCAAUGGACUGGUCAACAACCUCUACUCCUAUGGAACAGAGAUUGCGGCUAUGUGCAGCGGAGUCACCACCUACAUGGCUACCCAAGUUACCAGACCCCAGGUGACUCUGGGAUCAUGCAUUACCCUUGAUGUGCUGAGAGUUGUAGAGCUGAAGUACUGCAAUAGCAAUGGCAACUGGAACAACCAGUGGAACAACCAGUGGAACAACCAGUGGAACAACCAGUGGAAUGGCAACUGGAACAACAACUGGAACAACCAGUGGAAUGGCAACUGGAACAACAACUGGAACAACCAGUGGAACAACAACUGGACCAACGAGUGGAAUGGCAACUGGAACAACAACUGGAACAACCAGUGGAAUGGCAACUGGAAUAACAACUGGAACAACCAGUGGAACAACCAGUGGAACGGCAACUGGAACAACCAGUGGAAUGGCAACUGGAACAACCAGUGGAAUGGCAACGGCAAUUGGAAUGGCAACUGGAAUGGCAACUGGAACGGCAAUUUCCCGUCUCAGCAGAUUCCCAGCGGCAUCUUCAACAACACUCAGGUCAUCAUCGGUGGCCAGUCCCAGAUUGUGACCAUCAACAGGCAAUGGCGUGUGGCCGUCAUUGAGCAAAGGAGCUUCAGUGGGUCCUGGAAAACCAUCUGGAACUACAACACGGGUGUCAUUGCAACCAAAGUCCCGCAACAGAACGCCUGCUACAUUUCCAUCAUGAACAGAAACGAGAUGCCCCGCUUUGAUAACCUGGCCCACCUGGCACAAGAGAGCAGGAACCUGAUCGGUGCUUUUGGAAGACCCAACAAGAGGAUCACCUUUGUCACCAGUGGAUUGGUCAGCAACCUCAACUCCUAUGGAAUAGACAUCACGGCUAUGUGCAGCGGAGUCACCACCUACAUGGCUUACGAAGUUACCACUUUCCAAGGACCCCAGGUGACUCUGGGAUCAUGCAUUACCCUCGAUGUGCUGAGAGCUGUAGAGCUGAAGUACUGCAAUAGCAAUGGCAGUACUCAGCAGAUUCCCAGCGGCAUCUUCAACAACACUCAGGUCAUCAUUGGUGGCCACUCCCAGAUUGUGACCAUCAACAGGCAAUGGCGUGUGGCCGUCAUUGAGCAAAGGAACAUCAGCGGGUCCUGGAAAACCAUCUGGAACUACAACACGGGUGUCAUUGCAACCAAAGUCACACAACAGAACGCCUGCUACAUUUCCAUCAUGAACAGAAGCGAGAUGCCCCGCUUUGAUAACCUGGCCCGCCUGGCACAAGAGAGCAGGAACCUGAUUGGCGUUUUUGGAAGACACACCAAGAUCACCUUUGUCACCAAUGGACUGGUCAACAACCUCUACUCCUAUGGAACAGAGAUUGCGGCUAUGUGCAGCGGAGUCACCACCUACAUGGCUACCCAAGUUACCAGACCCCAGGUGACUCUGGGAUCAUGCAUUACCCUCGAUGUGCUGAGAGUUGUAGAGCUGAAGUACUGCAAUAGCAAUGGCAACUGGAACAACCAGUGGAACAACCAGUGGAACAACCAGUGGAACAACCAGUGGAACAACAACUGGAACAACAACUGGAACAACCAGUGGAAUGGCAACUGGAACAACAACUGGAACAACCAGUGGAACAACAACUGGACCAACGAGUGGAAUGGCAACUGGAACAACAACUGGAACAACCAGUGGAAUGGCAACUGGAACAACAACUGGAACAACCAGUGGAACAACCAGUGGAACGGCAACUGGAACAACCAGUGGAAUGGCAACUGGAACAACCAGUGGAACGGCAACUGGAAUGGCAAUGGCAACUGGAAUGGCAACUGGAAUGAAAAGACUGAGGGAAGCCAUGGGCAUUACCUGAGGGCCAGCACUUCUUCCAUUGUAGCAAGGAUUUUUUUGGAAGCUUUGGUGACAUCACUGUCUUCCUUCAAAUGCAAAAUAUCUUUUUUUCCCUUGGUCAUCAUCGGUGGCCAGUCCCAGAUUGUGACCAUCAACAGGCAAUGGCGUGUGGCUGUCAUUGAGCAAAGGAGCUUCAGUGGGUCCUGGAAAACCAUCUGGAACUACAACACGGGUGUCAUUGCAACCAAAGUCCCGCAACAGAACGCCUGCUACAUUUCCAUCAUGAACAGAAACGAGAUGCCCCGCUUUGAUAACCUGGCCCACCUGGCACAAGAGAGCAGGAACCUGAUCGGUGCUUUUGGAAGACCCAACAAGAGGAUCACCUUUGUCACCAGUGGAUUGGUCAGCAACCUCAACUCCUAUGGAAUAGACAUCACGGCUAUGUGCAGCGGAGUCACCACCUACAUGGCUUACGAAGUUACCACUUUCCAAGGACCCCAGGUGACUCUGGGAUCAUGCAUUACCCUUGAUGUGCUGAGAGCUGUAGAGCUGAAGUACUGCAAUAGCAAUGGCAGUACUCAGCAGAUUCCCAGCGGCAUCUUCAACAACACUCAGGUCAUCAUUGGUGGCCACUCCCAGAUUGUGACCAUCAACAGGCAAUGGCGUGUGGCCGUCAUUGAGCAAAGGAACAUCAGCGGGUCCUGGAAAACCAUCUGGAACUACAACACGGGUGUCAUUGCAACCAAAGUCACACAACAGAACGCCUGCUACAUUUCCAUCAUGAACAGAAGCGAGAUGCCCCGCUUUGAUAACCUGGCCCGCCUGGCACAAGAGAGCAGGAACCUGAUUGGCGUUUUUGGAAGACCCCACAAGAGGAUCACCUUUGUCACCAAUGGACUGGUCAACAACCUCUACUCCUAUGGAACAGAGAUUGCGGCUAUGUGCAGUGGAGUCACCACCUACAUGGCUACCCAAGUUACCACUUUCCAAGGACCCCAGGUGACUCUGGGAUCAUGCAUUACCCUCGAUGUGCUGAGAGUUGUAGAGCUGAAGUACUGCAAUAGCAAUGGCAACUGGAACAACCACGGCAUCUUCAACAACACUCAGGUCAUCAUCGGUGGCCAGUCCCAAAUUGUGACCAUCAACAGGCAAUGGCGUGUGGCUGUCAUUGAGCAAAGGAGCUUCAGUGGGUCCUGGAAAACCAUCUGGAACUACAACACGGGUGUCAUUGCAACCAAAGUCCCGCAACAGAACGCCUGCUACAUUUCCAUCAUGAACAGAAACGAGAUGCCCCGCUUUGAUAACCUGGCCCACCUGGCACAAGAGAGCAGGAACCUGAUCGGUGCUUUUGGAAGACCCAACAAGAGGAUCACCUUUGUCACCAGUGGAUUGGUCAGCAACCUCAACUCCUAUGGAAUAGACAUCACGGCUAUGUGCAGCGGAGUCACCACCUACAUGGCUUACGAAGUUACCAGACCCCAGGUGACUCUGGGAUCAUGCAUUACCCUCGAUGUGCUGAGAGCUGUAGAGCUGAAGUACUGCAAUAGCAAUGGCAGUGUCAAUUUCCCGACUCAGCAGAUUCCCAGUGGCAUCUUCAACAACACUCAGGUCAUCAUUGGUGGCCACUCCCAGAUUGUGACCAUCAACAGGCAAUGGCGUGUGGCCGUCAUUGAGCAAAGGAACAUCAGCGGGUCCUGGAAAACCAUCUGGAACUACAACACGGGUGUCAUUGCAACCAAAGUCACACAACAGAACGCCUGCUACAUUUCCAUCAUGAACAGAAGCGAGAUGCCCCGCUUUGAUAACCUGGCCCGCCUGGCACAAGAGAGCAGGAACCUGAUUGGCGUUUUUGGAAGACACACCAAGAUCACCUUUGUCACCAAUGGACUGGUCAACAACCUCUACUCCUAUGGAACAGAGAUUGCGGCUAUGUGCAGCGGAGUCACCACCUACAUGGCUACCCAAGUUACCACUUUCCAAGGACCCCAGGUGACUCUGGGAUCGUGCAUUACCCUCGAUGUGCUGAGAGUUGUAGAGCUGAAGUACUGCAAUAGCAAUGGCAACUGGAACAACCAGUGGAACAACCAGUGUCAUAUCUCCAUCUCUGGUGUCUCACAAAGCAUAAGCAUCAAUAGCCAAACACAGAAGGCAAUUAUCGAGCAAAAGAGCAACCAUUUGUCCUGGAAAACCAUCUGGAACUACAACACGGGUAUCAUUGCAACAAAAGUGAUGCCAGAGAGAACAUGCUACAUUUCCACCAUGAACAGGAAUGAGAUGCCUACCUUUGCUGCACUUGUCAGAGUGGCUGCAGAGAGGAGGAACCUGAUUGGCGGUUUUGGAAGACCUACCAAGGAGAUCACCUUUGUCACCAAUGGAUUGGUCAGAAACCUCAGCUCUUACGGAGCAGAUGUCUUCUCCAUGUGCAGUGGACUCACCACCUACAUGACUUAUGAAGUUCACGUACCCCAAUACAAUCAACCAUCAUGCACUGCACUUAAUGUCUUGAGACUUGUGGAGCUGAAGUACUGCCAUGGCAAUGGACAGCUCGGAAAAUCUUACCUUUCUUGAACCAAGAUCCAGCCUUCAGAGCUGCU